CGUUUUCCACAAAGGUUAAGUAAAGGAGGCAUAAAGUUUAGGAGAUUUGACUAUUCGUAGAGAACUUCCUGCUCUAUAAACAGCUUGUGAUUCACACACAGGCCUUCUUAUUCCAAGUUUGUAUACCAGUUUCAAACUAUACUGGGCGGACUGGUCUGCCCAUCUCAUAUGAUUCGUUAGUUUAACUUUGUGACAAAAGCGCAUUUCUGAAAGGUUGAGAUGUUUUCAACCAGAAGCUGGGAGCGGCCGCACAGAAGGAAAGCAGACGCUGGAACAAGACGCUGGAACAAGACGCUUUUUGGACACAGACCAUUACAGGACGCCCUCUCUACAAUAUCUACGGUGGCCUGCGUGGACACACUGGAGGGAGACAGUGAAGGACACAUCCGCUUCAAGACCCCCGAGGAAGCCCAGGCCGUCGUCAACGACCGCUCGGCCGUCACCAAGGAACACGGCUGGACGCUGGAUCUGCUCUCCGGUGAUCAUGAGUAAAGGUAUUGGCAGAAGAUUUUGGUGGACCGCCAAGUGAAGUUGAAAGAAACGAGGAACAGAAAAGGUGGGAGAAAAAUACAAAUAUGAACUCCAUGUCUGGUUGGAAAUACAUGCAGGGGAUAUCUCCUUUAACACUCUCUAUUGUUGUUGUGUGUGGGUUAUACGGUGGGCAAUGGGAUUGUACGGUGGGCAAAUGGGAUUCACCAAUAUGGCGGCUUGGAAUGUGCGUUUUCUUAAAGGGGUACAUCCAGCAAAAGUCUAGGUGGACACGCCCACUUGUGAUGUCACUUAGUGAUGGGUCGUUUGCGACCGAAUCAGUUUGAAGGAACGACUCUUUAACAAGAACGAACCGACUUGAUUCCACGUUUCAGUUCUCUCUUGUUCGUCUCUAUAGUUCGUUCUCCCAGACUCGACUCCCACUCACUGACUCGCUGUUCACAAAAAAAAAGUAUAGCAAUAAACGUCAAACAUCAG
Messenger RNA from Gadus morhua (Atlantic cod), 966 nucleotides. RefSeq names its product la-related protein 7-like. Bases 220 to 492 code for a protein of 90 amino acids. Gene Ontology annotation, molecular function: RNA binding. The record is from RefSeq and is a predicted model, not a curated record. NCBI's taxonomy places the organism in Eukaryota, Metazoa, Chordata, Actinopteri, Gadiformes, Gadidae. The transcript is spliced from 3 exons.